Molecule: messenger RNA, 1698 nt
Organism: Kalmanozyma brasiliensis GHG001
Lineage: Eukaryota; Fungi; Basidiomycota; Ustilaginomycetes; Ustilaginales
Product: WD40 repeat
Exons: 1
Coding region: 1-1698 (565 amino acids)
Biological process (GO): rRNA processing
Cellular component (GO): nucleus
Molecular function (GO): protein binding
Source: RefSeq, a predicted model, not a curated record
AUGAUCAGCGCACUCCACUGGGUUGCGCGGGGAAAGUCCCUUCCGCACCCCAAAAAGUACGUGCUCGACGAUGCCGAGAUGGACCGCGUCUCCAAGAUGGCCAACGUGCAGUUCGAAGAUGCCAAGGCGCAGCUCGAGCGUGCCCAGCGCGACAUUGCGCGUGGUAAAGACCCCUUUGCCCCUGCCACCGCCGACGACGACGCUGAAAACGAUUGGGAGGACGAUGCCUCCUCCGACGACGAGAUGAAGGACGACACUGCCGCCGAGGCACCUAAGACCGCCGAAGACCCGGACGACCUCUCGCGCUACAACCUGGACGAGUACGACGACGACAACACAGAAGCGACCGCCGGCGCCUUCAGCAACAUCCGCGGUCUCGCCGUCUACCAGUCCAACUCGGACGACCCCUACGUCACCGUCGCCGACGAUGCGGAGAAGGACGACGAAGAGGAGCGUGAGGAACUCGAAGUCUACCCGACCGACAACUUCCUCAUCACCGCCAAGACCGAGGACGAUGUCUCGCAGCUCGAGGCGCACAUCUACGCUGCGCAGGACUCGAACCUCUACGUGCAUCACGAUCUGAUGCUGCCUUCGUUCCCUUUGUGUUUGGAGUGGCUUGACUAUGCGCCUGCCCGCGAAGGCUCGGACCAAAACACCUCGGGUGCGGCCGGCAACUAUAUUGCGGUGGGGACGAUGGACCCGGAGAUCGAGAUCUGGUCCAUGGACGUAGUCGACGGCAUGUAUCCCGAUGCGAUCCUAGGGCGCAAGCACGAGACGGACGCGCUGAACGCUCCGCUCGGAACGGGCAAGAAGAAGCGCAAGCAGUCGAAACCACGUGUAGCCAACGAGGCGUACCAUGUCGAUGCGGUGUUGUCGCUCUCGUGGAAUCCAGUGGCGAGGAAUCUGCUCGCCUCCGCUUCGGCAGAUUGCACCGUCAAGCUGUGGGAUCUUUCGCGACCGCAUAGCAGCGAGAGCAGCGCAGCGUUUCGCUCGUUCGCCGCGCAUAGCGAUAAAGUGCAAUCCGUCGCAUGGCAGUGCAAGGCUUCGUCCUCGUCCAACCCGGCGGUGCUGCUGACGGGAAGUUACGAUAAGACCAUCCGCGUGUUCGACACGCGCACGCCGGACACGGCAUCCAUCAUUUCGAUUUCGAGCGAUGUCGAGAGUGUGGUGUGGAACGGUUGGUCGACGGAUACCAGUUCGUUUCUGUGUUCGCUCGAAUCGGGUCUGGUGCAGUCGUUCGACAUUCGUUCGCCCCAGUCAGCACAAUGGACGCUCCAGGCGCACGAUACCGCAUGCACAAGUGUCGACAUCAGCCCGCACAUUCCAGGAUGCAUCCUCACCGCCUCUUCCGACCGUUCUGUCAAACUCUGGAACCUCUCUUCGGGCGAAGAGGGCAAGCCAAGCGCGAUCAACCUCGUUCUAUCGCGCGACCUGGGCCUGGGCAAGAUCUUUGCGGCAAAAUGGAGCCCCGAUGACCCACUGACGUUGGCCGCCGCCGGCAGCGCGGGCCAGGUUCAGGUGUUCAACGCGCUCUCGAACGCUGCGGUGAGAAAGACCUUCGGCGAUAGACUGAGAACGUUGACGGGCGCACAAAAGGUCGAUCUGGAUGGAAGCGAGCCCAGUCGUGGCGAUGGGAUCGUGCGCAUUCAGGACGAUGAUGAGGACGACGAGGACGAAGCGGAGGAUAUGCAGGAGUAG